GUCCAGUAAAAGCCAACAUUGACAAAUUGUCAGUGGCGAGUCGAUGCAGAAUCCGCUACACACUGGAGCGAGAGGCGCGCGAAAUACCUGUCAAGAAAUUAUGAGCGUGGAUCGUCUAUUCGAUGAGCUUGGACACUUCAAAAGGUUCCAGGCAUGUCUGUACUUUGCUGCUGUCUUCCAGGCCAUAGCCUGUGGAAUCCACUACCUGGCCUCUGUGUUCCUUGUGGAGAGGCCAAGCUUUGUCUGCGCCCCGCCCGGUAACGUAACUGACGUCCUGUAUGGGAACUACACAGGGGCUUCCCUGGAGGAGGUGCUACCGUUCUUUAAACCGGCGAACGGGCCCAUGGUGGUGCGGACGGCGGAGGGCAAACAGUGGGAGCUCAGCACCUGCCAGCGAACCCAGCGGAUGAACCCCACAGACUUUACCUACGAGCAGCUCGUCAACAGGACGACAGAGAAGUGUGACAGGAACUACCAUUACGUGUACGACCACAGCGAGGUGUAUCAGAGCAUCGUGACAGACUGGGACCUAGUGUGUGACAGGGAAUGGCUGGCCAAGCUGUGUCAGCCCACUUUUAUGAUGGGUGUGCUGGUCGGAGCGCUGGUGUUCGGGGACAUCGCUGAUAGGGUUGGCAGACGGAGGAUCCUGAUGAUCACCAGCCUGUGCCAGUUUGUGUUUGGUGUAAGCGUGGCAUUUACGGGGAACUACUACCUAUUUAUGUUCAUACGCUUCCUGCUCGCCAUGGUGUCUAGUGGCUACCUUGUUGUGGUGUUUGUGUACGUGACCGAGUUCACCGGCAACAAGGUGCGCACGUGGACCUCCAUGCACGUGCACGCCGCCUUCGCCGUGGGCGUCAUGAUGGUAGCAGUCAUGGGCUACCUGGUGCGGACCUGGCGGAGCUAUCAGAUCCUCCUCUCCACCUGCACCUCCCCCUUCCUCUUCUUCUGCUGGAAGUUCCCAGAGACGCCCUUCUACCUGAUGGCUAAGGGGAGGCUCCAGGAGACCCAGGUCUUGCUGGACUCCAUUGCCCGCUUCAACGGGCUGGAGCCUGGCCGCCUGAAGGCCGAGGACCUCCUGGAACCCGAGGAGGCUCUGCUGGAGAAGGAGGUGGCAGCGGGGGUAGCCCAGCCGGCAGAGCCCGAGAAGAAGCUGAGCAUCCUGGACCUGUUUGGGACAUGGAGGAUGGGGUGGAGGACAGUGACGGUGGGGGCCGUGUGGUUCAUCAGCAGCCUGGGCUACUACGUCUUCUCCCUGGGCUCUGUUAACCUGGGGGGCAACCAGUACAUCAACCUCUUCCUGGCUGGUGCGGUGGAGUUCCCCUCCUACCUGAUUGGCUGUUAUGCGAUGGACCGGGUGGGCAGGAAGAGGACAUGUGCCCCGGCUCUGCUGCUGGCAGGAAUGGCCUGCAUGCUCAUCAUUGUGGUGCCAAACGACAUCGAGGUGUUAGCCAUCUUCCUCAGUAUGACAGGGAAGUUUGCUAUUGCCAUCGCCUUUGGCCUCAUCUACUUGUACACCUGUGAGCUUUACCCAACCAUCAUCAGGUCCCUGGCGGUGGGCAGUGGCAGUAUGAUGUGUCGUGUGGGCAGUGUGGUGGCUCCUUUCUGUGUCUACCUGGCUGACAUUUGGCAAUUCCUACCACAGCUUAUUGUGGGGAUCCUGGCAAUUAUAAUAGGUGUUCUGACCCUGUGGUUACCAGAGACCCUGGGUGAGCCCCUGACCAGCACCAUGGAGGAAGCUGAGGCCCUAGGCAGGAAGAAGAACCCCGAGGAGAACAAGAAAGACCCUGAGGAAGGGAUGGAGAUGAACUUGAACCAGAGCAACUAGCUGGACAUCAAGACUUGAGGGACACACCUCUCCACCAACCAGAGAGAAGGAGUGGUCCACGAAAACAGAGAGCGGGAGAGGGAGAGACUCUGACUACUGUAAACGGUGCCAAGAAACCAACAAAAACCAAAAACUUCUAAAUUAGAACAUUUAUAAUAAAGUAUUUUUUGACAUUUUGUUCUGCAAAGUGACCCAUUUCAGAGCUGGUAUCCUCUGGUUGAGCCAGCCAACUUCCGAGUGCCUUGGCUGCAGCUGUUUACAUAGAGACAGAGGGAAGUGAAGUUUAUUCAUCACAUCUUAGUCUCCUGAUGACAGCCACAUGAAAAUGAGCCUCAUGAUCGGCAUUGACGUAAUGUGUGCCUUCCAAUCACAUUAACCAAUGAAUUUACACAUAGCAAGAUAAUCUUAAGUGCUGUGUGUGUGCGCAAGAGAUCAAGAGAGAGUGUGCAUGUGAAAUGUGAUAUUUCACUGACUGAGACUGUGCUGUAGGGCUUGAUUCAAUUCGAUCCGCUUUAGCCAACGGCGGUAUCAGAGGUGGAACUGUGUUAGUGCUGUCAAAUCCACAAGUUGCUCCAGGCAUUAUCGGAGAUACUUUUGAGAAGAUGGGAAGCAAUGAGAGCUCUCCUUCAAGGAGUGAAUCGGAGUCAUUUGGGCACUUGCUCAAAAACAUUAGCAAGAAGUACAACACUCAAAUCUUUUUUCCGAUAUGUGUGAUAAUUAACUUCUGUAAUAUUGUAUAGCUUUGGCAUCGUGACAUGACGUACCUGCGAGGAAAAUAGGCACGUUUCUCGGCUCUGACUGGGAAGGAAUUUUGUGACGAUUAGCUUAGCAACGGCUUGAAGCAACAACAUUAACGCGAUUGGUCAACAGUAUGCUGGGUAGGGUGUUGUACGUUUCUCCAUUCAUUGACCAAUGGGAUUGCUUUCUCCUCCUUUCUCCAAUAUCUCUGGUAUUAUGCCUAAAGCGGAUAUUGCCACUGGCUGCACAGAGUCACAUUAACAUAAAUCCCAUGCAUCCUUGUUUACAAGUUGGAACGGUGGAAUGUGAGAUGUAAUCUAGCCUACACCUAGAUUAGGUUGAUACACAUCCUCAUUAUUUACUUUAACGAUUCUUCCAUUUGAACAUAUAUAGCCUACACUUUCUUGUUCGGAACUUAUAACUUGAGUGGGGUGGGUGUGGAUCUCUGACACUUCCAAAACGUCCGCAAUGUGAGUGACUGCUAUCGCAGGUCAAUGCUGACCUGAUUGAAUCUAGGCCUUGGUUUCCUCUAGUCAACCCGAUAAUCAUGUAGUGUAGCUGUUUUUGCUUAUGUGUUACAGCCGAUGCUGUUGUUAUGUCAUUUUUAUCUGAAGUCCUUACAAACAGACACACACACGUUUGUUUUACUAUCCUUGUGAGGACUUCUGGUCCCCGCAAGGAUAGUAAAACCAAACGCACAGGGAAAAGUGCAUAGUGCACGUGUUUCCUAGACGUGCGUACUUUAUAUUGAAUCUGAGCUCAUUCAGGAUCUCACUGUGAUACUAUGCCUAUAUUUUUUACUCUAUAGAUUUGCGGGAUGUUUUCUUACAUUUAAGUGUAAUCAUGGUCAAACCAUUUAAAUCAUCCUUAUCAUUAUAUAUUAUAUGUGUGUGUGUGCGCGCACGUGUGUACUCGUGCAUAUGCUUCUUUGUGCGUGUUGGGAUGCGAUGGACUACCUAAAAGAAGUAAGGGAUUGAUUCAAUCCGGAGAGCUGAAGACCCGCACUACAGCGCAACAGAAAUUUAAAGGCAAUGUUCCAGCGUUCGCAUAGACUGCAUUCAUAGUAACUCAAUCGAAAAUUACCUUUAAAUUUCAGUCGCGCUACAGCUCUGAUCUUCAGGCUUACAGAUUGAAUCACAUGUGUGCGCAUGUGACCGUGACUGUAAAUUAAGCAAGCUACAUUCUAGUCUCCCGUCCAGAAAUGUAUCAAAGAGACUUUUCUGUGUUGGGAGUAUAGGUGCUGGAUGAAAUGAAGAAAGACAUUGCUGUAAUUUAUAUAACAAACAAUGGAUUUUGUUAAUGCUUUUAAAAAAACUUUCUUACUCUUUUAACCUUUUACUGCAGUUGGCUAAAUCAAUGUCUCACAGAGGGUUUUUUGGUAGUCUUAAACAAAUAUACUUUCAAACAAAAGUAUACACCUCACACACGUGGUUGUGGACUUAAUAAAAAGACACAUGUACCAAUUUCAGGUACGGAGUUGAAAUGUAUUCCAUUUGGAUUUUGAAUCCCAAUAUUACACUUUAUAUACAUUGCAGAAGACUGAAAUAUAACAAAACUGUUUGACACAGAAACACCAUAUUUUCAGUGGGUUUCUUUAGCUAAUGUUUAUUAAGUAACAUUCCACCCAUGAGGCCACUAGGUCAUUUGACUGCAGGAAAGGGGUACCAUGAUGUUUUUGACUAACUAUGUGAGAAUGAACCCUAGGAUUGAAAUAUAGGCUUUAAAAUCAUUGUUAAGCAAUACUCUAUUGUACAUUUUAGCAUUUCUUAGCAAA
Oncorhynchus mykiss (rainbow trout) is the source of this 4337-nucleotide messenger RNA. Its product is annotated as solute carrier family 22 member 16. Gene Ontology annotation, molecular function: transmembrane transporter activity. The record is from RefSeq and is a predicted model, not a curated record. Lineage: Eukaryota; Metazoa; Chordata; Actinopteri; Salmoniformes; Salmonidae. Gene Ontology annotation, biological process: transmembrane transport. Gene Ontology annotation, cellular component: membrane.